AACAGUGGAACUUCUUCUCUUGUUUUAGCUUCUCAGUUUCUGUUCAAAAUGUGAAAAUUCGUCUUUUAGGUUGUUGGCAAGCAUAUAUAUUUUGACGGUAGUUUGUGCUCGAGAUGUCAAAUAACGGAAAAGUUACUGAAAACUUUUGGUAGACGGACUACUAUUAAAAGACUGUGUAUCUUCUGAAAAAUUCAUGGCAAGUGGGCAAAGGAACAUUUUACAUUUCGACUCAUUUGUUUCAUAUGAAAUAUAGUUUUACAGUAAUGUGGUAUAUAUUUGGUAAAGUUAAAGAAUAUCAAAAAGCUUUGAUGAUUUUACCUACCAAUAUAACUUAUUCCAAAAUUGUUUAUUCCGUAAAUAGAUCAACCAUGGAUUUAGAUCCAAUCGAUUUCUUUCCCGGUUAUGAUCCUUACAUUUACACAAGACAAAGAUCGAGGCAAUCAUGCUGUUGUACAGUUAUAACUCAUAUGCUGGCAGUCUUGUUUUCCAUCGGAAUUUGUGGAAUAACUUUAUAUUACUAUGAAAAUAACUUCACGAAGAAUAUAUUUCCGUAUAAUACAAAUAUCGAUGAACCAAAAAACCAAACAGAGCCCAUGUACAUAAAAAAUAUUCUGGAUGAGAUGAAAACACUCAAGGACAAUAUGGAAAAAACCAAUAUCUGGAGGAAACACCUCGAAGAACUAUUCGCUAAAAUUUAUUUUCAACAGGAAUCCAUUUUUGAUAAGAAAGUUGAGGAAGCUUUGGAUAUGUAUGACGCUGACAAAAUUGGACUAUUCGAUUAUGCCUCGGUAUAUGCAUAUGGAUCGGUAAUUUCAACUCCCUGCACAAGCCCUUACCCUGCUAACAAAUCUAUUAAUUUCUUCAGUUUGCUAAAUUUUAACGUCAUGUCCGAUCCAGAAUCGCUAUUGCAACCUGAAAACUUACCUGGUAACUGUUUUGCUUUCCAUGGAUCUGAAGGGAGAAUCCGAAUAAAACUAGGCAGAAAAAUCACCAUUAAAGCAGUUACAAUGGAUCAUGUCAAAUUGCUUGAUAACGGCGAGAGUGCACCGAAGAAUUUUGAAGUGUUUGGGCUUCAAAACCCAAACGAUGAUUCAGGAGUAUUACUUGGAAUGUUCACUUAUGACCAGAAGGGAAGACCUUACCAAACGUUCAUGAUCAACAGUAAUUUAACAUACGUUCCAUUUGAAUAUGUUGAACUGCAUAUUCUGGACAAUUAUGGAAAUCAAGAAUUUACCUGUGUUUAUCGUUUUCGUGUUCACGAUAUGUUCAAGAACAAAACAACUUGAAGCAGUAUUGCGUUUAUAAUUUUAAGUUUUUCAUUAGUUGAAAAGAUAUGAAAUAAAAUAAUAAUUUACAAAA
Molecule: messenger RNA, 1359 nt
Organism: Leptinotarsa decemlineata (Colorado potato beetle)
Lineage: Eukaryota; Metazoa; Arthropoda; Insecta; Coleoptera; Chrysomelidae
Product: SUN domain-containing protein 2
Cellular component (GO): meiotic nuclear membrane microtubule tethering complex; nuclear envelope
Molecular function (GO): protein-membrane adaptor activity
Source: RefSeq, a predicted model, not a curated record